AUGUGUUCUUUCAGGCCUGACACUCAGCAUCGGGGUCCUGCUGCUCACUCAGAGAAUGAUCUUCCAGAACAAGAGGAAGAAAUUCUGGGAUCAGAUGAUGAUGAACAGGAGGAUCCCAACGAUUACUGUAAAGGUGGCUACCACCUUGUGAAGAUCGGAGACCUCUUCAACGGGCGCUACCACGUGAUCCGCAAGCUCGGCUGGGGCCACUUCUCCACUGUGUGGCUAGCUUGGGACAUCCAAGGGAAGAGAUUUGUGGCGAUGAAAGUGGUGAAGAGCGCGGAGCACUACACCGAGACAGCCCUGGAUGAAAUCAAGCUGCUAAAAUCGGUGCGCAACAGUGAUCCGAAUGAUCCGAAUAAAGAGAGGGUGGUUCAGUUAUUAGAUGACUUCAAGAUUUCAGGAGUCAAUGGUUCUCAUAUCUGCAUGGUGUUCGAGGUUCUAGGGCAUCACCUCCUCAAAUGGAUCAUCAAGUCAAACUACCAGGGCCUUCCGCUGCCUUGUGUCAAAAAGAUCAUCAAGCAGGUUCUUCAGGGUCUCGAUUACUUGCACACCAAGUGUCGGAUCAUUCAUACAGAUAUUAAACCUGAGAACAUCCUUCUGUGCGUUAACGACCAGUAUAUUCGCAGGUUGGCUGCGGAAGCAACAGAGUGGCAGAGAUCUGGGGCUCCUCCACCAUCGGGCUCUGCAGUGAGCACUGCACCACAGCCAAAACCAGCUGACAAAAUGUCAAAGAAUAAGAAAAAGAAGUUGAAAAAGAAGCAAAAACGACAAGCUGAGUUGUUGGAGAAACGAAUGCAAGAGAUAGAGGAAAUGGAGAAGGAAGCGAGCCCUGGGCAAACGCAGCCUGAUGAGGAGGAGGAAGCUCAGAGCCCCCUGGAAAUGCUUUUAAAAGUUAGUCCGCAGGAUGAAGGUGUCGGCAAAAAGACAGCUGAAGUCAUUGUCCCAGAGCAGUCCGUUCUCAUGGAAAGCGGCGUGGAAAAGUGCAUACCAGAAAUAAACUGCAACGGAGUGAUACAACUGACGGACUUCUCGGACUCUGGCAAUCAAGGGUCUCUGCGACUCGAGGACGACCUUCAUAAUGCCAAUAACUGUGGCCAUCGCCCCGUGGCGCAGAAGGAGGGGACCUUCCGCGGCUGUAGUUACAGUCAGCGGAACGGGGAUGCGGAGACCAGGCCUCCGGAAACAAUGUCGGACUCGUUCGUGCCCUUGGUUCCGGAGGAUUCCAUGGUGUGUCAGCCCGUGGUGAGCGAAGAGCAGUCAUUCAACGAGCAGGAGAUCAGCAAUUUGCAGGAAAGCAUCCGCACAGAGAUCCCGUCGGAGGAUGAGAAUGAGAAUAACUGUCCCUCGGAGAACAAAGGAAAAUCGACUGCUGGGAAUUUCCUUCUUAAUCCCCUUGAGCCCAAGAAUGCAGAUAAGCUCAAAGUGAAGAUAGCUGACCUAGGAAAUGCCUGCUGGGUGCACAAGCACUUCACUGAAGACAUCCAGACAAGGCAGUACCGAUCCCUGGAGGUGUUGAUAGGCUCGGGAUAUAACACUCCUGCUGACAUCUGGAGCACAGCCUGUAUGGCCUUUGAACUAGCAACAGGAGACUAUCUGUUUGAACCUCAUUCUGGAGAAGAUUACUCAAGGGAUGAAGAUCACAUUGCUUUGAUCAUAGAACUUCUGGGGAAAAUACCUCGCAAGCUCAUUUUGGCAGGAAAAUAUUCCAAGGAGUUUUUCACCAAAAAAGGUGACCUGAAGCACAUCACCAAGCUGAAGCCCUGGGGCCUUUUUGAAGUUCUGGUGGAAAAAUACGAGUGGUCCCAAGACGAGGCAGCUGCUUUCACAGACUUCUUACUGCCCAUGCUGGAGCUGAUCCCGGAGAAACGAGCGACCGCGGCCGAGUGCCUCCGGCACCCCUGGCUGAGCUCCUAGAGGCUCCAACCCAACGCCCAGCACUACACUCUGGUUUACAGCAUAGCAUACACACAUCCAGCUGCCCUUUCCCCAGUCCAGUUUUUUUCUUCCUUGUUCAUUUUCCGUGUGAAGUUCUUCCUUCCAAGGCUUCCAAGAUUUUAGAUAAACCUAACACGUUCCGCUGAGUUUGCUUGUGUCACUCAAUGGGGACUCUCCUCAGCCAGUGGGCAUCAUCCGUGUUCUGCCUUGAUAGGGCUUUGCCAAAGACUAAUUGACUGGAAUAUGAAG
This is a messenger RNA of Tinamus guttatus (white-throated tinamou), 2187 nucleotides long. The record is from RefSeq and is a predicted model, not a curated record. Lineage: Eukaryota; Metazoa; Chordata; Aves; Tinamiformes; Tinamidae.